AUGAACAGUCCUGGCACUGAGUUAGUAGAAAUAAAACAUGAAGAAGAAAAAGAAGUAGUUCCGAGGAUUUCCGAAUUUCCCGAGUUCGCGGAGAUAUGUUGUUUUAUGCAUCACUUUGGAGAUAAACUUGGAAUUUCUCUUACCUUCUCAAGAAUAGCCCGACUUUUAUCAUGUGAAACUGAUGCUGAUUUACAGUCGUUGACAACCCUUUUGGUAAAAUUGCUGAAUAAAAUGCAUCAUCGUUCUCAGUUAAACCGCUGGCAACCUGCUUUAGGACGUUUUCUUCAACGCCAAGCUUACAAUUGUGAUGAGCUGCGAGAAAUUGGAGACGCUUUGAGUAAUGGCGAUGCAUCCGUUCUCUUUUUUUCGCUGCCACCGGAAAAACGUCUCCGAGUCCUUCUCUUCUGUUUGGAAACUCAAUUCCAACUUAAUGUUCCCUUCAAGGAGAAAAUUAAAUCAAUUGACACGCCGACACUCAGAUCUCCGCCGUUGGGUUUCGACAUAUUCGGUAAUUCCUAUUGGCUCCUCGUUGACGAUGAAUGCAACUUCCUUCUUUACCGAUCUGAAGCCAUUAAGAUGUCACUUGAGCUGCUGGCGGACACAAUUCCAGCCUUGCGGAACGUGCUUGCCGAUUUAAAAGAUGAGAAAUACGAAAAAGUGCCUGUGUCCGACCUCUAUACGCCCUUUCGAAGCUCACUUCCUAACCCCGAAUCAGUUUUUGAAAGCGUCAAAUUAUCUUCGCCACAAUUUGAGCCUCCUUCCUCGCCUGAAAAAAUUAAUAUGGAUGAAAUCAAGCCGAUUUCUCAAGUGAAGCAAGAAGCUACAGAGCAACUUGCCGAGCAAAAGCUGGAGGAAACAAAGGUGGAGGAGUUGACGGUAAAUCCCAACGCAGAGCUUGAUACCCGUAAGGGUGGACUUGUUGGAGAACAACAGGAUCCUGGAAGCCUAUCCGCCAUUGAAUCUGUGGUCACUACAGAGGAGGCCCAAGCCUCAGAAACUCCUCAAAAGCAUGACCAAAUGGAAGAGAGCACACAAGGAGAGACUUUGGGUCUACGUAGAAGCAGUCGGAAACGCAAGCCAGUAGAGUUUCUAAAAAUUGAAACCUUCUCCUCCAAAUAUCGGAGCAAAAAGUCAACACAGUCUUCUCCUCAGCCGAUGAAAGAGGAGCAGAAGUUGAAGGGGAAAGAAAAGAAAUCCAUGAAGAAAAAGCUUCAUAAAUGCAAAUCCUCGAAGAGACCCCGCUGCAAUAGGAAAAGGAAGUAUCGAAAUGGGCACAACGGAAACGGCGCUUGUCUUUGGACUCGCUCUCCUGAAGACUCAGAAGAAUCAGAAAACGAUGAAGAGGAAGAUUUGUGGGAAGAAGCAGCAGAAGCUCUCGGUGAAAACAGUGAUUUCUCUCUUCUGGAGAAGGAGAAAUGUCUUCCUUAUGACUGGUUGGAAGACAUUGAGAGCGAUUUCGAUGAAGGCAGUGCAGGUAGUGACGAAGGCAUAAUAACAGGUCGAAAUCUUCAACGUCGUCAAAAUGCUGAGGUAUUAGAUGAAGCACCUUGUCAAAUCUGUACAAUUUCAAAUCAUCCCGAAUGGCUGCUUCUCUGUGAUUCGUGUGAUUUAGGUUAUCAUGCUCAGUGCCUGCGACCGGCGCUGCACUACAUUCCUCCCGGUGAUUGGUUCUGUCCGCGUUGCCUGCACUCACGUUUGGUCACGGCUCUCUCUGAUCAGCUGGAAAGUCUCAUCGUGAGGAGUAAGAAGUUUGACAGCGCUGCAAGAAUGCAAGAGCGGCUAAAUUUUGUCAACAUUAGUGUCUCCAAUAUUCUCAGAGAUGAACGCACAAGGCAACGCAACGAGAGUUUUUCCACUUCAUCCUCAUCAUCUGAAGAUGGGGAUGGCUCGAGAAGACCAAGACAAAAACGUCCGCGGUAUUACGAGAGCGAUGUUUCCACAUCCAGUUCAAUUUCAGGCUCCGAACAAACCGAAAAUGAAAGCGAGGAGGAGGAGGAGGAGGAAGAGGUGAUUCCAGUCAGAUCCACUCGUCAUAAAAAUAUUCGUUACGAUGUGAACGCGGCCUUUCAGGAACUAGAUGAGGUAUUAGUCGAAGAUGAGAAGUAUGCACUAGAGAAGUUGGAACGCAGUAAAGCAAAAACUAUUCACUCAGGGGAGGAACAAGAGAAUGAGAGGGAGCCGAAUUAUGUUCCUUCGGAACGACCACCGUUACCUCCUUUAAUCACACCCAAGGUGAAGAAAAGGGCCUUCUCUUCAUCCUCAUCGUCUGAGUCAGGUGCGUUAGGUUCGGAGGGUGAGGGAAGGAAGAGACGGACACGUCGGCCUUCUUCAGGAAGUGAGGAGUUCCGUCCUUCGAAUGAAAGUGCUACAGAUGAGGAAGACUCAGAAUUCUGCGAAGUCCCGGAGGAGGAUUCCGAUGGAAAUUACUCGGAGAGCGUGUCCUCUGAUCAGAGCUGGAGGAUGGGCGGUGGUCGUCGUGGUCGUCGCAAAAGGAGCAAAUUUGGCUUUGGGGGAAGGAGGAGCAAAUGCCGCUCCAAAUAUCGUCGAAGUGGUGUUGGAAGGAGUAGAAGUGGGCGUCGCAUUCCACGAUUUGAAGGGCCUUCAAGUGAUGAUGAAAUUCCUGUUAGACGAAGUGCUCGAGUUCGAAUCAAUUAUCGAGAAAUCGAUAGCUCAGAGGAGGAAGAGGUAGAAACGAAGAAAAAAAGGGGAUCCUCCGAAAGUGAAUAUGCUCCAAGUCAAGAAGAAGAAGAAGAGGAACAGGGAGGAAAAUUACCCAGUGCUGUAGAAGCUGAAGAAGAAAAGGUAAAGGAAGGAGAGGAGUUGAAAAAGGAACAUGCUCUAGAAGAUGAGGGGAUGGAAAACCGGAAUCCACUACCUUCCAUACAUCCGGUUCAAACGAUUACAGCUCCGGAAAUCCACGAAAUUCCACAAGGUAUUACUACCGAUUUUCCUUUACCUCCUGAGCUGGAGUUGGACGAGAGUGAGCUACAGAUUGAUGAGGAGUUGAUAAAGGGAGAUGACACCAUCUUUCAGGACCUUUUGAUGGGAAAUAUUAACUUGCCAAUGAGUCAAGAACCACCAGGUCCUGAGGGAGGUCCAGUGGAGGGACCAUCUCAACUUUGA
Molecule: messenger RNA, 3123 nt
Organism: Rodentolepis nana
Lineage: Eukaryota; Metazoa; Platyhelminthes; Cestoda; Cyclophyllidea; Hymenolepididae
Source: the annotation of a GenBank genome assembly